Molecule: messenger RNA, 1255 nt
Organism: Bactrocera latifrons
Lineage: Eukaryota; Metazoa; Arthropoda; Insecta; Diptera; Tephritidae
Product: mitochondrial ornithine transporter 1
Exons: 5
Coding region: 1-975 (324 amino acids)
Biological process (GO): mitochondrial L-ornithine transmembrane transport
Molecular function (GO): L-ornithine transmembrane transporter activity
Source: RefSeq, a predicted model, not a curated record
AUGGAUCUGUUUUGGUGGCGAAAGGAACAGGAGCCACCACCGCCGCCGCCGCCAAGCGCCAUGCAGAAUCGAUUAAUUGAGUUUGUGGCGGGCUCGCUGGGUGGCGCUACGCAGGUGUAUGUUUCACAGCCGCUGGACACGGUUAAGGUGAAGCAGCAGACAUUUCCCUUCCUCUACAAAAACAUGUUUGAAUGUUUUGUGAACACUUACAAGAAGGAUGGCAUAUUUCGCGGCCUCUACGCGGGUAGUGUGCCGGCCGUUAUCGCGAAUGUGGCUGAAAACUCAGUGCUCUUUGCCGCAUAUGGCGGCUGUCAGUCCUUCGUGGCAUAUCUGGUGGGCAAAGAGAACCACAGUCAACUGAACACGACGGAAAAUGCAUUUGCUGGCUUCUUUGCGGCGUUCUUUUCGACAUUCACGCUGUGUCCCACCGAGUUGGUGAAGUGCAAAUUGCAGGCGAUACGCGAGUCACAUGAAUGCUGCCCUGGCAUACCGGCAAACGAGAAUAUGACGCCUUGGAAAUUAACGAAAAUCAUCUACAAAGCAGAGGGUUUGCCCGGCUUUUUCCGCGGCCUCACGUCGACGUUCAUGCGCGAAAUGCCCGGUUACUUUUUCUUCUUCGGCAGUUACGAGUUAACGCGUGAGCUGCUCACUAAACCCGGUCAGAAGAAGGACGAUAUUGGUCCACUUAGAACCAUGUUUGCUGGCGCCGUUGGCGGCGUUAUGCUCUGGACAAUGAUUUUCCCCGCCGAUGUCAUCAAGAGUCGCAUACAAGUGCAGGGUUUGAGUCAUGGCAUGUUAACGGUGGGCGUCGAUAUUGUGCGCAAAGAGGGCAUACUGGCACUCUAUAACGGUUUAUUACCGUCUGUGUUACGCACAAUACCGGCGACGGCGACGUUAUUCGUAGUUUAUGAAUAUACAAAGAAAAUAUUACACGAGGAGUUCGAUCCGAAAAGCGCGCCGACGGACAAGAAAUAACAGUUUUUUUUCUUUUCAAUAUUUGUUUCUACAUUGUGUUCCUUAGGUAUAUAAUUUGCUAACUAAUAUUACUGAGGUUAUUUGUACAUUUAAUGUUACAAAUUUAUCGAUUGGGCUAAUUUUCGUUUUAAAAAUUGUUGUCGAUCCAUGGGGGUUUCUAGUGCGCGCCACUCGUGCCAAUAUAUCUGCAAAUAAUUAAUUAGGUGUAAGAAAUAUUGAUUGUUAAUUUUAAGUAAAACAACAAUUUAGAUUAAUUUUUGUUAAAAAAAAAAUAAAUGAA